AUGACGGCCGCAGCCACGGCCAGCGGCGGGCAGAGACUCUCCAGCACCAAAGAGGAAAGGAAGUUAAGGAAACCUCUCAUUGAGCGGAAGCGAAGGGAAAGGAUUAACAACUGUUUAGAUCAGCUGAAGGAGACUGUUGUUGGUGCAUUUCAUCUGGAUUCUAAACUUGAGAAAGCAGACAUCCUCGAAAUGACAGUAAAGCAUCUUCAGAACAUCCAAAACAGCAAGCUCAUGGCUGACUCCAAAGUGGGCCUUGAAGCCCAGCAGAGAUACAGCACUGGAUAUAUUCAGUGCAUGCACGAGGUUCACAACCUUCUCCUCACCUGCGAGUGGAUGGACAAGACUCUUGGUGCACGAUUAUUAAACCACCUGCUGAAAUCCUUACCCAGGUCUGGUGAAGACACCUGCAAAAUAGCAUUAAGGUCUUCGAGCCCAUCUCAGCAGCCUGUCUUGACACCAAAAUCCCCACCGAGCCCUAAGGGGAACCCUCCCAGCAGAAACCCAUCUCAGGAGCACUUCUACCUUGUGGAGAACAAACAGGCACUGAAAAAUCCAUUCCAGCUGCCAUCACUGUCCGUUUUCAGCCAGGUAGAUGCUGUGCCUCCCAGACAGGUCCUGCAGCCAAAUUUUUCCCAUAACAACCCUAGUAUGGGGUCAUUAGAUAUGUGGAGACCAUGGUAA
Messenger RNA from Struthio camelus australis, 681 nucleotides. Its product is annotated as enhancer of split mgamma protein. Gene Ontology annotation, molecular function: protein dimerization activity; RNA polymerase II cis-regulatory region sequence-specific DNA binding; DNA-binding transcription factor activity, RNA polymerase II-specific. NCBI's taxonomy places the organism in Eukaryota, Metazoa, Chordata, Aves, Struthioniformes, Struthionidae. Gene Ontology annotation, biological process: regulation of neurogenesis; anterior/posterior pattern specification; regulation of transcription by RNA polymerase II. Gene Ontology annotation, cellular component: nucleus. The record is from RefSeq and is a predicted model, not a curated record.